This is a messenger RNA of Penicillium longicatenatum, 1833 nucleotides long. RefSeq names its product magnesium transporter CorA family protein. The transcript has a single exon. Lineage: Eukaryota; Fungi; Ascomycota; Eurotiomycetes; Eurotiales; Aspergillaceae. The coding region runs from base 1 to 1833 and encodes 610 amino acids. Gene Ontology annotation, cellular component: plasma membrane. Gene Ontology annotation, molecular function: magnesium ion transmembrane transporter activity. Gene Ontology annotation, biological process: magnesium ion transmembrane transport; intracellular magnesium ion homeostasis. The record is from RefSeq and is a predicted model, not a curated record.
AUGGACCUGGUGGGACCGAUGGGGGAGACGCCGGAACGCCCUGACCUGCUGCACGCUCAGGAUGCGCUCCGUGAUCCGGGCCCAUUGUUCCGAGACUUUGAGCAAGCUAUCGUGGACGACUCGACGGUUGAAGGAAACCCAAUGGGUCGGCGCUUCUCGGUCGACCCUACAGCUCAAUUUCACUCGCCCCGCCGCAUCAGUGUCGGCCAGCAGGAUCUGGGCAAUGCUUCCCGCAAGUCAUCUGUCUCUGCUCGCUCUUCGUCACCUCCCAACUCAGUGGACGCUUUUGCCGAUCCCCGUCGCCGAGAGCGAGCAAACACUCUUGACAGCCAUGGUCCCCCGGAUCUGGAGGCUAUGCUGCAACGCACGGUCUCGGGGGGCACCCAGCCCCGGCGCCCGACCUUCAGCAAUGCCAGUAUCAUCCGGCCUCAACCAGGCGAUGUGCCCAUCGAUGGACCAGAGGAGGCAUGCGUUCAUACCUACGAGGAGCCUGGUCGGAUCCCCGUCAUCGACUAUGAGGAGCUAGAGGAAUUCGUCGCACUGAACCAACAGGCGAAAGCAAGGGCAAAUGCCAACCGUCGCAAGCACAGCCAGAGCUCCCAGACCAAGAGCCCUCGGAUCUUUCCCGACCUGCGCCCUGCCGAGAAGAUCCCCGAUGUCGACGAGUUCAAAAAGUCGGAUUCGGCCAAUUCAAGCGAUACGUACCGAGCCCCCGAGUCUGAGGCAUUCCCCGAAAUCGAGGAUGAAAAGCAGUUGGUGGAGAAGCUCCAGAACAUCAACGAGCCUACUCGAUUCGGGUUUUUCUCGUCUGAAUCUCAGACGACGGUGCACGCGGCGGAUCUGGGAGACUUGGUGUUCCCUGGUGACAGCUUCCGGGAUCUCUUCCAGUUGGGUCCCGAGGGUGGUGUGUGGUGGCUCGAUGUCGUCAACCCUACGGAGGAGGAGUUGGGCGCUAUUUCCCGAGCUUUCUCCAUUCACCCUCUUACCACGGAGGAUAUUUUGACUCAAGAAGCUCGUGAGAAGGUCGAGCUUUUCAAGCAGUACUACUUUGUCUGUUUCCGUACAUUCUACCAGAUGGACAAGACCAGUGAGGAGUUCCUGGAACCGGUCAACUUCUACAUGGUGGUUUUCCGUGAUGGAGUCUUGACUUUCUCUUUCGAGGAGAACCCCCAUGCCUCCAAUGUUCGGAAGCGUAUUGGAAAGCUGCGUGACUACGUCUCGUUGAGUAGCGACUGGAUCUGUUAUGCCAUGAUUGACGACAUCGUCGAUAGCUUUGGUCCAGUGAUUCGAGAUGUCGAGCUCGAAUCUGAGGCGAUCGAGGAUCAUGUCUUCAUUGCUCGCGUUGACGACUUUGAGUCCUUCUUGCCCCGGAUUGGUGGCCUGCGUAAAAAGGUUAUGAGUUUAAUGCGCCUGUUGGGCGGAAAGGCGGACGUUAUCCGCGGAUUUUCCAAGCGCUGUAAUGAGCAGUACGCCAUGACCCCUCGUGGUGAUAUUGGCCUUUACUUGGGUGAUAUUCAGGAUCACGUUGUGACCAUGAUGUCUAACUUGGCUCAUUUUGAAAAAAUGCUGAGCCGAUCGCACACCAACUACCUGGCGCAGCUGAACGUCACCAACUUGGUGUUGGGUAACCACGUCAACAAAGUUCUGAGCAAGGUGACUCUCAUUGCUACAUUUUUGGUCCCCAUGAACCUCAUCUGCGGUCUCUUUGGAAUGAACGUUCACGUACCCGGAGAGAAUGUCGAGGGCCUGGGAUGGUUCUUCGGUAUCUUGGGUGUGAUGGGGGCCAUUGUUGUUGUCAGCGUGGGCCUUGCUCGCUGGCAGAAGCUGGUCUAA